This is a messenger RNA of Pipistrellus kuhlii (Kuhl's pipistrelle), 627 nucleotides long. It is a transcript of the gene PLA2G1B, whose product is annotated as phospholipase A2 group IB. The transcript has 4 exons. The record is from RefSeq and is a predicted model, not a curated record. Gene Ontology annotation, molecular function: signaling receptor binding; phospholipid binding; calcium ion binding. Lineage: Eukaryota; Metazoa; Chordata; Mammalia; Chiroptera; Vespertilionidae. The coding region runs from base 110 to 553 and encodes 147 amino acids. Gene Ontology annotation, biological process: fatty acid biosynthetic process; phospholipid metabolic process; arachidonate secretion.
CGUCAGCGGGGAGCAGAGCAAACACUCCGCCUUAUCUCGGCCCCGGGCCUAUAAGGCGGCCGCUCUCCGAUGGAGUCAGUCCUUUCCCGCUCACCAGUCUCCUGACAGGAUGAGGCUCCUGGUGCUGGCUGCUCUGCUCACAGUGUGCGCCGCAGAGGCCGGCCUCGGCACGCGGGCCGUGUGGCAGUUCAGAAACAUGAUCAAGUGCACGAUACCUGAGAGCGACCCCCUGAAAGAUUACAACAACUACGGCUGCUACUGCGGCCUGGGCGGCUCCGGCACCCCCGUGGAUGAGCUGGACAAGUGCUGCCAGAUACACGACCGCUGCUACGACCAAGCCAAGAAGCUGGACAGCUGCAAGUUCCUCCUGGACAACCCCUACACCAAGAGCUACUCCUACAAGUGCUCCGGCUCAGAGAUCACCUGCAGCAGCAAAAACAAACCCUGCCAGGCCUUCAUCUGCGAGUGCGACCGCAACGCUGCCAUCUGCUUCUCCAAGGCCCCUUACAACAAGGAGCACAAGAACCUGUCCGCCAAGUUCUGUCAGGACUGAGCCGCCUCUGUAACGCCUUUCCCCUGUGGCUCCGCCUCACGCGGUGCCCUCCAUAAAGCACCUUGCUGAAAGGC